UUACUAUUGUCUUGAAAAUUAAAUAAAUAAAACCUAACAAAACUUCACAUUCUUUCUAUCAUUUUCUCUCUCUUUAAAACACUAAACACUAAAAUUUCGAUUCACACUGUCCUCAAACACAACCACUAAAUCAAACUCUCUUAAAAGAAAACAAGACCAAAACCCUAGUUUUGAUGGAAUCAGCAGAUUCAGGGUCACAACCAGGCCCUGUCAGCAAAGAGGAUCCAGGUCCGUCCAACGUAAACCCCACUUCACCUCCAGCGACGCCUAGCAGGUACGAGUCACAGAAACGACGUGACUGGACCACGUUCUUGCAGUACCUCAAGAACCACAAGCCGCCUCUUGCCUUGUCACGGUGUAGCGGAGCGCAUGCCAUCGAGUUCCUCAAGUACUUAGAUCAGUUCGGCAAGACCAAAGUCCACGUGGCGGCUUGUCCUUACUUCGGCCAUCAGCAACCUCCGUCUCCUUGCGCUUGUCCUCUCAAGCAAGCCUGGGGAUCUUUAGAUGCUCUGAUCGGACGGUUGAGAGCAGCUUACGAGGAGAACGGUGGACGGCCUGAGCAGAACCCGUUCGCGGCACGUGCGGUGAGAAUUUACUUGAGAGAAGUCAGAGAAAGUCAAGCCAAGGCACGUGGGAUACCUUACGAGAAAAAGAAACGUAAACGGCCAACCACUGUUGCUCCGUCGAGAGAUGGUUGGAACAUCGGUGAUCCGUCUGUGGCCGAGGCUGUACCUCCUUAAGUUAAAUUAUUAUUGUCAUACUUUUCUUGAUAUAUAUUAAAUACAUUAUAUAUGCCUGGAACUCACAUCACCUUUUUUGUUUUAUUAGUAACUAAUUAUCAAAUUUUGUGAGUUAAAUAUUGAAAAUAUAUUUUUGUUCUAGUUCAGUUGAUCUUUGAUGAAUUAUGUUCUUGAAAUUUUGAAUUCUUAUGAAUUUCACACAUAGUUUCAAGGACUAAUUAACGAGGUUUUCAUUUCAUAUGUACUG
This is a messenger RNA of Eruca vesicaria subsp. sativa (arugula), 987 nucleotides long. NCBI's taxonomy places the organism in Eukaryota, Viridiplantae, Streptophyta, Magnoliopsida, Brassicales, Brassicaceae. The record is from the annotation of a GenBank genome assembly.